Messenger RNA from Rhagoletis pomonella (apple maggot), 3875 nucleotides. Its product is annotated as BEL1-like homeodomain protein 1. Gene Ontology annotation, biological process: regulation of transcription by RNA polymerase II. Lineage: Eukaryota; Metazoa; Arthropoda; Insecta; Diptera; Tephritidae. Bases 900 to 2318 code for a protein of 472 amino acids. The record is from RefSeq and is a predicted model, not a curated record. The transcript has 11 exons. Gene Ontology annotation, molecular function: DNA-binding transcription factor activity, RNA polymerase II-specific; RNA polymerase II cis-regulatory region sequence-specific DNA binding.
GGAAUCGUUUCUUGUGUGGUUAACGCAAUCGGUGGAAAAUUGUGAAAAUUGUGUGGCUAUAUAAAUUGCAAAUAAAAAUAAAAAUUUACAGUGCCUUCUGAAUUUCGUUGUUUUGAGUGUACACAAAAACAAAAUUUGUGCGUUGAAAAUGUCAAAUUGACAUUUUUACCCAGUUGACGGACAGAAGACAGAACUUCAUUUUUUUCUGCUUUGUGAAAAUUAUCGGUAUUUCGUUGUCACUUCUGCUUCUAUUUGACACAUUCAAGACAUUUGAGGAACAAAAAAUGCGUUCUGAAAUUUUCCAUGCCUCCCUUCUGUUGACAAGAGAUGAACGUAUGUCAGCAGUAUCGCCAUCUCGUUCUUUCGCAUUUAGUCGCUGUCAUGCACACAGUCCAUGCGAGUGACAACUGUCAAACGCGUGCCAAUUCAUUUCUUUGAAGUUUAUUGCACGGAAAAAUUUGAAGUUUAAUUAAUCAAAAAUCAAAGGAGAAAUUGACAUCUUGUGUUUUGUAUACAAAUGCUUGUCAAAAGCCACUGGAGCCGGAAAACUACUGUAUGCUACAGAGGCACGGCUGGAGCAAUCUAGGAAAACUAUUGGAUGCAUCAAAGGAACUGUCGACUUGCGGCCCAAAGGCAACUUCGUUAUAAAUUCACUGUAGAAAAAUACUAAAUUAUAUUUAAACGACAAUAUCACUUGAAAUCGUCACACAUCAGUCAAAUAGUAGACGUUUGGCGGCACAUUUAAUUUUUCACUAAAAUUUUUGAUCUUUAUAAAAGGCCUUGCCGAUUCCAACAAUCAGACUUGAAGACAACUAAUUUUUAGAACGAAAAAUUUGCACUUGACUUCAAUUAUUCCUUCUAUCAACACUUGAUUGAGGCAGCACGAUUCGUUUUUAAAAAUGCUUUCGCCGGAUACUUUGCAUCACGAAGAAGUUAAUCUUGCGCUGGACCGACAAGUACGCCAGGAUAUACAAGAUAUGGCACAGGAGGCGCAGAUACAAGCGCAGAUCAUAGCGCACGAAGCGCGCGAUCGCUUUCAAUCCACAUCGAGUGUGGAGGAAGAUGGUCACGAAGAUAUUGAACACGAUGGCGUCACAGUGUUGGGCGUUGUUGAGGAAGAUGACGACGAGGAUGAGCAUCAUGAAACCAUUGUUGAAGAAGAUUUGACCGAACAUGACUUGUCCGACAUGCAUGAUGUCAAAGAUUUUAAAGACAUUCUAAUGGAAUCCAGUGAUGCCAAUACGGAUAACUUGUCAAUGCGCAAGCGACGUGGCAAUUUGCCAAAAACAUCGGUAAAGAUUUUGAAACGUUGGUUAUAUGAACACCGCUACAAUGCAUAUCCCAGCGAUGCCGAAAAGUUUACGCUCUCGCAGGAAGCGAAUUUAACUGUCCUACAGGUUUGCAACUGGUUUAUAAACGCACGACGUCGCAUACUUCCUGAAAUGAUACGACGCGAGGGGAAUGAUCCGCUGCACUUCACGAUUUCAAGACGUGGCAAAAAGCUAAACUCUUCGAUGAACUCCUCAAGCAGCAUUAAUGCAUCAGUUCCAAAUCCUAUCACGGGCAGUCCCGCUUCGGAAGUGAUCGUUGGCGCCACAGAAGAGGUGGAAGGCGAUGAAGUGCAUGAUGGCGUGGCAAAUGUGCUUACGGCGUUGGGUCAUUUCGUUCAAACGCCAAGCGGUCAUAUGGUUAAAGUAGAACCGGACAUAGAGUACGAUGACAGUGUAAUUUACAGAUCUGAAGAUGACAGCGUCAACGAGUACGAUUCUUGCGAGCCGCAAAGUGAGGAGGAAGGCAAAUUUGAAAGCUCAGACGCUUGGCAAAGUGUUAUGAAGACUGUUUUCAGUACCGAGGAAGUAACGACCUCUAGUCCAACUGCAACGAAUAAUACCUACUGGACGACCGCAUCACAACCGCAUACGACGACAGCGCAGACGCAUGCGGUAGGCGUUACGGGAUCAACGACAACAGGUGCUAUUGGCAACAAUGUGAUAUCUGCUGCUAACGUUAAUGCGCUGUUAACACCUGUUGAAUUGACAGCUGAAGCGGGUGUCACAGUUGGCGCCGAGGCUACAGUCGUAACAUCGGGUGCCUCAAGUGCGGCCAAUAUCAAUAAUAACAAUGCGAGUGCAACCAAUAAUAAUCAAAUUUCAUCUAGUGUACAGGUCAUACAUCCUGGCAGUCAUUUGGUGAAAGGCGUCAUACGCGACGAUAAAGAUAAAUUCAAGUGUCUGUACCUGCUGGUGGAAACGGCAGUGGCCGUACGCCAACGAGAAAAGGAACAUGAAGAUGAAGAUGUACAUGUGCUUGGAAACUAAUUGAAAUUAAAAAUGCAAUCAGCUGGUAAAAAUUAGUUUUGCACACAUAAAAUCAUGCGUACCAGCUGCUAACUGCAAAUGUAACCCUUUAUGGAAUUUGAAAAACGAAGAAAUUAGUUUUGGAACAGGAAUUCUAGAUUUUUCACCAUCGCUUGAGUUUUCUCAUUUAUGUAUGCCGUUUGAUAAAUGCUAGCUACUAUAUAUACUCGAAACAAUAUUGUAUUAACUGCUUUAUUUGCUUUUAGCUAGUCUUCAACACUUUUCUUUACACGCAUAAUAUCGACAAUUAUUUCACCUUCACUUUUAACCAAAAAUGCAAUAAUUGUUAAAUGUUCAAAAUGAAUUCUAUUAAAUGCGUAUUACAUAUAACUUUUUCAUUUGAAGAAAUUCGAAUGCUUUUGUUUUUCCAAAAUAUACAGCACAUACAGCAGAACUUUAAGGAUUUAUUGCUUUUCUUAUUUUAUCGUCCUUAAUGCAAAAUACCCUAUUUGACACUUUUUCGGAAAUGCGUUUUUUACAUUCAUAUUUUGCUACUUUUUUUCAACUACGAGAUUCGUUGGCAUUCUUAGAUCAGCCAUACAUAUCAGCAUUUUUUAUGUUAAUUUAAAAAGCUUUUGGCACUGAUGGUGUUGAUAUGUACAUAGUACGCCGUUAAAGUAGUAGUAGUUCUGCUGUCAAGUUCACUUAUCUUAAAGAGUUCUUCUUUUUUAAAUAAAUAUUGCUGAAAAUGCCUUUAGUUUGCCCCUACUAAUUUUUUGAUGCUCUUGAUAGCAAACAAAAUACUGCACUUAACCCUCACGAAAAUCGCCUACCACAGAGCGAUUAGAUACUGCAUGACAUUGGCUCUUUAAAUUAUCUAUUUAGUUGAUUCAUUUGCUGAUUAAACUCACUAUUUUGUUGAAAGAGCCCUUUGAAAGUUGAAAAAAUUGUAUGACGGCAGUGGCAUCGUUAGAAGACUCGUUCAUUAUGCAUAAAUAGCCAAAAGAAAAUAUAUUAUGAAACUAUUGAAAACGGGUUUUUAUUUAAGAAAUAUGAUUUACAUGUAAUUAAUUAAUGGCUUACCAUGUUUUAAAUUAACUCGAGGAUGCCCAAUUUUUUUCUUUUAAAUAAUGUUACGCGGCGUAUAUCCUAGCCUUUCUCUUAAACAAGCCUAUUUAAUAUUUAAAAACAGAAAUGAAAUUAGAAGGGAAAUGUACCAUAAUUAAAGAUUUUAACUUACAAAUUAGCUAAUAAGGAAUUUAUUUAAGUGCACGCACUUGAAAUGCAAGUUAUAUGAGCGCAGUUAAAAAACUAAAAACUUGUAUUUAAAAAAAAAAAAAAAAUAUAUAUAUGCAUCAUUCUAGUGCGUUUCGCCAAUUAAAAAAAAUAAACUUUUUGUACGGUUCAAUCAAGAAUUAAGCGUAGCUAUUAAGGCUUUCUUUUUAAUUGCUAAUUUUCAAAUUUAUAGUUUUUCGGUUCUACGUCAUAGCUACAUAUAGUGUCUCAAAGCACUUUGAUCCAACUGUUUGCUUUCAACUGCAUAUUGAUGCUCGUCUGCAAUAAUGACACAGUUAAAAA